Messenger RNA from Pelmatolapia mariae (spotted tilapia), 7007 nucleotides. RefSeq names its product regulating synaptic membrane exocytosis protein 1-like. The record is from RefSeq and is a predicted model, not a curated record. Gene Ontology annotation, biological process: calcium ion-regulated exocytosis of neurotransmitter; regulation of synaptic plasticity; intracellular protein transport. The transcript is spliced from 33 exons. Bases 367 to 4869 code for a protein of 1500 amino acids. Gene Ontology annotation, cellular component: presynaptic membrane; cytoskeleton of presynaptic active zone. Gene Ontology annotation, molecular function: transmembrane transporter binding; small GTPase binding. NCBI's taxonomy places the organism in Eukaryota, Metazoa, Chordata, Actinopteri, Cichliformes, Cichlidae.
AGCAAGAGGGAGAAGGAGCGGCUAAAACCGGGAACCGAAGCGCCACAUCCACCGCUACCACCACCACCACCACCACCACCUCUACUACUACUACUACUACUACCGCAGCUAGCGCCGAGCCCGCUGCCGCUGCCGCCGCCGCCCUGGGUGCCCCCCGCCACCGUCAUGGGAACUCCGCAUCAGAUGCUCCAACCGCCACUUUGUCCGUGGGCCAUGUCGUGAUCCGUGGGCUCCGCCAGCGGGUUUUCUAUCCGUGAUCCCGACUAGGAGGCUAGGAGGGAAGAGGAGGAGGAAGAGGAGGAGGUGGGAGAGAGGGAAGAGGAGGGGGGCAAGGUGGUGGUGGUGGUGGCGGCGGCGGCGGGGAAGAUGUUCGCCUCGGUGGGCCCUCGGGGCGGCCCGCGCCCACCCGUCGCCCCGGCCAUCCCGGAGCCGGACCUCAGUCACCUGACGGAGGACGAGAGGAAGAUCAUCAUGGCUGUGCUGGCUCGGCAGCGGGAGGAAGAGGCGAAAGAGGAGGCCAUGUUAAAAGAAGAAAAGCCUAUCCAAGCCAGAACAGUGAACCUGGUUGGACAGAAGAAACCCCCGCAGCAAAACGACGUCCGAGGUAUCCAGCAGCAGUUAUCCAGCUACAGAGAGACUGUGAUCCGACAGGCCACGGCAGCGGCAGGCUCGGCUGUUCACCGGGACGACGCGCCGACCUGUGGCAUCUGCCACAAGACCAAGUUCGCAGAUGGCUGUGGGAACCCGUGCUCGUACUGCCAGACCAAGUUCUGCGCUCGCUGUGGGGGGCGCGUGUCCCUGCGAUCCAACACGGAGGACAAAGUGGUGAUCUGGGUGUGCAAUAACUGCCGAAAGCAGCAGGAGAUUCUGACCAAGCCAGGGGAGUGGUUCACCGGGCCCCCCGGGAAGCCCGCUGGCCUCGGUUCAGCCGUCAGCGAGCCGUCAGUGUGCCAAGCUCCCGGGGAUAAGAAGCUCAGAUCUCGCUCCCAAGCACCACCGGGGUCCACCACUGCAAUCUAUGACCCCAACCGACCGAGCGCACCUGGGACCGCGCCUGGCACUGAUGCUCGGUCGCUCAGUGAACCACCACGAGACACGAGGAAUGGACGGGGUGGAGGAGCUGGUCGGGGAGAGCGGCGGCAAGGCCAGCCCAGGCUGAAGACUCAAGUCUCCAUGGACCGGGACCUCAGGGGGGAGUCUAGGGAACGCAGGGAAAGUCGGCGCCUGACAAAGGGACGUUCUCUGGAGCACGAUCCUGUGGGAGGUGUUGGAGUAAGACGGACAGAAGAGGGGGAUUACCAUCACAUGGACCACACCGGUGCGCCCCCUCGACAGGCAGGGCCCGUACCUCCUGGAGGCAGGGGCCAUCCUGUGCCCGGGCAGGGUCGAGGCACAGGCGCAGGGGGAGGUGAGGUCGGGGACGGUGCCCGACCUGGACAGAGGACGGCGGGUGGGGUAGGGGGGCUGCAUGAACAUGCUCUUUCACAGCAAGCCCCUCCCCCUGAACUCAGAGAACCUCCUGAUUCAGGUCCUGGCUCAGCCCCGGGCCAGGGACCCUCAGUGAAACGGACCAAACGGGACAAAGCUGAGAGCAUGCUGCGCAACGAUUCGCUAAGCUCUGACCAAUCGGAAUCUCUGCGUCCGCCACCGCCGCGGCCCUACAAGUCAAAACGAGGGCAGGGGGCCGGAGGGAAGAGACAAACGAGCGUCAGUAGUUCGGAGGAGGAGGGCGGGACCACGCCUGAGUACAGCAGCUGUGAGGAUGCCGAGAUUGAAAGUGUCAGCGAGAGAGGCGACUGGGAAUGCUACCCACAUGACCCCACUGUGUGGCAUCAUCCUGUAACCUGGCAGCCAUCCAAGGAGGGAGACCAUCUGAUUGGACGGAUCACCCUCAGCAAGAGAACUGCUGCCAUGCCUAAAGAAGCUGGCGCUUUACUGGGGUUAAAGGUGGUGGGAGGCAGAGUAACAGAGUCAGGGAGAUUAGGAGCCUUCAUCACCAAGGUUAAGAAGGGAAGCCUAGCUGAUGUGGUGGGACAUCUGAGAGCAGGUGACGAGGUUUUGCAGUGGAACGGGAAGCUGUUACCCGGAGCAACUAUGAAGGAGGUUUACAACAUCAUCUUGGAGUCUCAAGCUGACCCUCAAGUGGAGUUGGUGGUAUCCAGGCCUAUUGGUGAUAUCCCAAGAAUCCCCGACACGUCCCACCCUCCAUUAGAAUCUACAGGUUCCAGUUCUUUUGAGUCCCAGAAGAUGGAGAGACCAUCCUUAAAUGUCCUGUCUCCCUCCAGUCCCGGGAUGCUCCAAGAUGCUCCCCAGUUAAUGCCAGGGCGACUCUCAGUGAAGCUGUGGUACGAUAAAGUGGGUCACCAGCUCAUAGUGAACGUGCUGCAGGCUGUGGAGCUUUCUCUUCGGCCUGAUGGGCGGCCCAGGAGCCCCUAUGUCAAAAUGUACUUCCUCCCUGACCGCAGCGACAAGAGCAAACGAAGGACAAAAACAGUGAAGAAGACCUGUGAGCCUAAGUGGAACCAGACAUUCGUCUACAGUCACGUCCAUCGCAGGGAUUUCCGAAACCACAUGCUGGAGCUGACCGUGUGGGACCAACCCAGGUCUCCAGAGGAGGACAGCAUCUUUCUGGGAGAGGUCCUGGUGGAGCUAGAGACGGCCUUACUGGAUGACAAGCCUCACUGGUAUCCCCUCCAAACUCAUGAUGUCUCAUCCAUACCACUGCCCCAGCCCUCCCCAUACCUGCCCCGACGACACAUAGACGCCCCUGGCAAGAAAUUGCAGCGUUCUCAGCGUGUAACAGAGGCUGAAUUUGAUGAGGGUACAGCAGUAGUAUCUAAAGCAGCAGAUGGACGUGGCAGGGAGAGGCAGCGGGAGCCCACAUCUACCCUGGAGGUCCCUGAGCAGCAGAGGACCCCCACCCAUCACAUACGUUCUCGUUCAGUCUCCCCUCAUCGAGAGGAGCAGGGGCGCAUCCGGUCGCGGCCACCCAAUGUCCCCCCCCAGAGGAGCCUGGAUGAUGAGCUUUCUCACGGUCGCCGUUCUCGUUCUCCGUCCCGCUACUACGACGCUGGUAGAGGUCGCCAUCAAGGGGAAGGGUAUCUGGACGACAGUGAGGUCUUCACGAUCCACCAAUCAAUGCGAGGCAAAAGUGCUGAGUGCCUGCACACCAGGAGACCUACUAGGCACAAUAACACACUGCCACCUAAGAUGCCACUUUUGUUCAGCAGUUUCCGCAAACAGGCAAAUAGUGAUCUGCAGCCUUCUCUGGACAGGGUUAGGAGCGCUAGUGCCAACUGUCUGGCUCCAAACAAUCAUGCCCCCUCACCAGAGACUGAAAGAAAAUCUUUGUCCCAUUCCCUGCCCCGAAGACGUCCGGCAAGUCCAAGGAUUCUUAUUCAACAUGCUUCCCCUGAAGAUGACAGGAAGCCUCGGACCCUGGAAACAGCUGAAAGUCACACUCUUGGCAGGAAGCUCUUUGACAGUGGCAGGGGACACCUCCAAAGUGGUGGGUCUCUUUCCUCCUCGGUGACGUCCUCAUCAACUCGCAGAGUGAGGCAACUCCCACAGCUUCCCCCCAAGAGCAGCACUGUAGAACAAGCCCUGGUAGCAGAGGAGCGUGUCCGUCAGCUCCAGAUGAGGGUUCAUUCCAAUCGGGUCUCAGCUCCAGCCACCUCCAGCCAACAGGACCUUGACCGAGCGCUCAAGAAUAAACGAGAGCUCUAUAAGGACCAGAGGAGGAGUAGUGAAAAUGUUUCCCAUAAGUCCUCAGACAGUGAUGUCAGCGACGUCUCAGCCAUCUCUCGAACCAGCAGUGCCUCUCGCAUCAGUAGCACCAGCUACAUGUCCAUCCAGUCAGAGAGACCCCGGGGACGCUUCAGCCGAGCCAUGCGCGCAUCGGGUCGCCACAUGAUGAAGAGCACCAGCAUCAGUGGCGAGAUCUACGGCAUGGAGCACGCUGACGGCAGCCAGUCAGACACGGCACUCGGGAGCCUGGGGAGCGGGAUCAAGAAGCGGCGCUCGAGCCUGAGCCAGCGUGUUGUCGCCAUCCUGCCGUCCAGAAGGAGUCGAAGUACCUCGCAGCUUAGCCAGACAGAGGCAGCGGGUAAGGCGGCGGACAGACAGAAAGAAGCGUCAGCAGGUAAGAAGGUGGGUAAGGCCGGCAGCAGCAGCAUCCAGAGGAGUGUGGAGACGGGCAUGGCGGUGGAGUAUCCACGAGGAGGGUCAGCCAUGAACCGACAGGCGAGCAGAGAGUCGACCGACGGCAGCAUGAACAGCUACAGCUCUGAGGGGAAUUUGAUCUUCUCAGGGAUGCGUUUGGGUGCUGACAGUCAGUUCAGCGACUUCUUGGAUGGAUUAGGCCCCGGUCAGCUAGUGGGCAGACAAACGCUGGCGACACCAGCUAUGGGUGAUGUUCAGAUUGGUUUGAUGGACAAGAAAGGCCAGCUGGAGGUGGAGGUGAUCAGGGCACGAGGCCUUACCCCCAAACCAGGCUCUAAAUCCCUCCCAGCUCCCUAUGUAAAAGUGUACCUGCUGGAUAAUGGAACAUGUAAAGCCAAAAAGAAAACUAAGAUUGCACGAAAGACCCUGGAGCCGCUCUACCAGCAGCACCUGCUCUUCGAUGAGAGUCCCCAGGGCAAGGUGCUUCAGGUGAUAGUGUGGGGUGACUAUGGACGAUUGGACCACAAAUGUUUCAUGGGUGUAGCACAGAUACUGUUGGAGGAGCUGGACCUCUCUAGUACGGUGAUCGGCUGGUACAAACUUUUUCCACCAUCCUCCCUGGUGGACCCUACAUUAGCUCCGCUCACACGGCUGGCGUCUCAGACGUCACUGGACAGCUCAGGACCGCCGCCGGGCGUUCGGUCCUAGUGACCGGACGGUGACCGCCUACCCCUCAACACCCCUUAAGUGACAAAAUAGAAUAAUGGACCACAGCUACUGGACCACUACUGAGCAGAGGGGUGACAACACGCCCCGAGGAUGUCGACGAGAAGCCCUCUUUCAAAUGAUGAAAAGCCAGACGGAGAGACAGGGAAUGCGAGCGAGAAAGAGAGGGAGAGAUAGAACUAGCCAAUCAAAGCUUAGCUGGAGUCUGACAAUCACGUCUCACACCUUCCCUCUCCCUCCUCCUUACACCUUUUUGUGUUCAAAGUUUUGCUUUCUUUGUUUUCUCCUCUGACCUGCAGCAGUGGAGGCUUCUGUCCAACAUUGUUUUCUUUUUCUGUAUUUCCUUGUGCAGCCACUAUCAGAGCACCCAAACAAAGUGGGGUUCUCCGCCUAGUAACCCUCCAGCCAAUCAGAGUAGAGCUUACAGCCAGGCCACAGGGAAAAGUGUGGAUUUAGCAAAUAGUUGCGGCUUCACAGGUUCGGCUGUUGUCUCUUCAGGUUUUACCGUGGCGAUAGUGAUGAGCUCAAGGGGACAGACGUUUGGUCCCGUUUAACCGUGAUGGAAAGGGAGCCUGCACAUGCACUCGCACAUUCUUAGCCUUGACAAGAAAAGUUGGACUCGUUCAUUCGAAUCGAGGCCAAACCUUUUCCAUGUGGAAAGAAAAAAUAGACCAAAUUGCGGAUUAGAAUUUCACUUUUGAUUUUGGAUCUUUUUUUUUCCUGCCUUUGUUUUUGCCUACUGUCCAGAAUGGUGCCACAUGGUGCAGACUCCCUCUGUGUAUGUCUAUGUUUGGUUUUUGAGCGAUGGCAUGCCAAAGGCCAAUGACAAAGGCCAGGCCACAUUUCUUUGAAUACCCUCCGCCCGACCGCCACCGCCCGUCUCCUCCCCUCCCCGAACCCCUCGAACUCCCCCUGUGGGAGGGAGCAGCAUGACUCGGGGACGCCCCCUCCCCGGCCCCCAAGCUGCAUGCACGUUUCUUUCGUUCCGUUUCGUUUUUUCGGUUCGUUUCUCUACUUUUUUGUAAAAUCGAAAGACGAGACAAAUUAAGGAACAAUUCUCAAAAAAACAAAAACAGAAAAAAAGACUAGACUAUGUGUGUUAGUUCCACAUACUUUUAGGCCAGCUUGUAUGUUGCAUGUUCUUGUACAGUUUGCUCGUACUGAAUAUGAAUACAAACCGAGAAAAGCCAAGCCAUCCCCGCCCCCUAACAAGAGCGGAUCUAAUGGGGGGGAGGGUGACAAUUCCACCCAGGCCUCGCCUACCACUCUGGGUCUAAAUAUCCGUAUUAGGAAGUCUCCAAAAGAAAAAAAAGAAAUUGUCUGAAUUAUUUUAUUCUUUGAACCCUUUGAACAACAGUGCUGUUCUGUAGUACUGAGCAUACUCGAACCCCUGGCGUAUCCGAGGAUGUAGGUGUCUAAACUGUAGUUUAUGACAGUCGGGGCUAGAGACAGAGAUAGAGAAUGUGUGUAUAACAGCUAAAUGUAUAUGAAGUAUCAUUAUGAGUUUGAUAUAAAUUAUAAAGAUAUAGAUAUAUGAAUAUAAAAAAAGAGUGUAUCUGACUGUACACCCGUCACCAAUACACGCAGACAUGCACACUUUGUACAUACAAAUUAGGCUUGAACUUAAGUUAUGAACGAACAAACGCAUCGCUGACACACAAACAUUCCUGGUCUUGUUGAGGGGAAUACGCGUCCAGUGCUUGAGCUGCUGAGUGGCUACGAGACACAAGUGGGCGCCAAUAGGCCUUUAUUUUGAUUUUGUCCCAGUUGCAGAAAAACAAGCAGAACCAAUUGGAGCAAAGUUUACUUUCUCUUCCUGAAAACCAUGUUUUUUCCCCCCCAUUUAUUACUAUUGGUUUGGACUGGACUUCUAAAGCCAACAAGAAACCUGGUUUUGCAGACAUAUUUUGCAGAUGUUUUUUUGUUGAAGCACUUGGCGGUACGGCCGACUGCCCCUUUCCUUUGUCAGUAUUACUCCAGGAAUACUGAUUGUUUACAGCCCAUGGCUCCCCACUCCCAAACCACGAUACUAGACGAAAGAUGAAGUAUUCACUGCAACAGUUCUUGUUUGUAUAACAGAUGUGGCUCUACUGAUGUGUAUGUUUUAUAUUCAAGAGUUC